GGCAGAAAUUCUGUAAUGCUGUCGCCCACUUCUGAAGGUGCUGUCGCCCAUUUGUGAAAGCAUAGAAAGGGGCUUCCGUCCGAUAGAUUACCGGAUUAGUCGAAUUGAGGAAAUUUUAGGAUUCGAUUCUAGCAAUAUGGCCUACGAUUUGUAGAUCUUUUUAAUUCUAACCAAGAAGAUAGUACGAAAGUUUUAAAUAACUCAAGAGGCAGCGUCGAGUGAAAAAUUGAUUAAUAAUUCGAGGCACAGACGAGUAAGCAUUUGGGGUUGCAUUUGGGAGUGAGAGGCACAACGAUUCUAGAAUAGUUCUUUGGUUUAGUUUAAGUUAUUAUGGAUUGUGGAAUAAUUAGAAUUGAAGAUCUAUUUGCUAUGACUUAUUGCUAUUAAAUUUUAUGUUGGAUUUUAUGAAGUGAGAAUUAAGUGUUUUGGAUUUGACCAACUUCUCGUACAUGUUAAUAAAGAUGGAGUUUCUUAUAGAAUUUAAUUUUAUUGCAUUUGGACACUAAAAGUUGUUUAGUUAAGAUAGUCUUACACAUUUAUGGGGUCAUCCCUAUAGAUGUGUGGCGUUUGUUACGUCUUGACCUUGGGGUUGGGGCGUGACACUCUCUAUGCUCUUGUUUGCACUAUUGUUGAGAAAUGGUUUGAAUCAAAAGGCCUUAACAAUAUACUCUAAGGUGUUGGACUUUCUAAAAGAACUGAAACAACUCAUGUCAUAUUGAAUUAUAUGUGGAACUAGAAAGGGAAAGUGACUUAAUAAUUAUAGGUUUUUAUGUUAUUUUAUUUUUAGGAAUUUAUAAAGUUGAGAUAUUCUUAUUCUCUAUUCAACUUAGUCUUUCUCUCUCUUUUCUUUUUUUCCCUUAUGAAUUGUGUUGAAGUUGGUUUUUGAAUAAAACUCAUUUUUAAUG
This is a messenger RNA of Rubroshorea leprosula, 905 nucleotides long. Lineage: Eukaryota; Viridiplantae; Streptophyta; Magnoliopsida; Malvales; Dipterocarpaceae. The record is from the annotation of a GenBank genome assembly.